AUGGAAGCGCGCGACCCCUUUACGGAGAUCGUCAAUGAAGCGAAUCGAGCAUUAAUAGUAAAUAAUUUGGGUCCUAUUAGACCACUUAUCGAAUUUCCCGUAUCAACAUCUGGGAAAAGAACCUUCAAGUUCCAAUCUCGUUGGUAUGACCUCCAUUCAUGGCUAGAAUAUUCUGUACUGAAAGAUGCAGCAUUCUGUUUUAACUGUAGGUGCUUCGGGACACUUGGUAAGUUCACUAAUAUACAAACUCAUGAUAUUUACAACUUUCAAGCAUUUAGGAAUUUAAUAUGAAGUCUGCUAUCACUGUUUUUUUUAAGAAAAUUGCGUUUGAAUGUAUGAUCCUAGGUAGCCCCUAAUUAGUAGCAAUGUUACGAUUGCGAUGCAUAUACAGUAUGUAAUAUCGCAACAGCGACUGAGUAAGUUGGACUACUAGGGUAGGAUGUGUCAAUAUGUUAUCUACUGUAUUAUUCCGUACGUAUUUAUAUAACUGGCGAAGGUAAAUAAAUAAAUAAAGUUUCAAUUUAUUAAAUUUAAUAAAUUGGGAUUAAUAACGAGCAACAUCCUUUUGCGCCUACUAGACAAAAGGCUUAAUAAAACCAAGAAGCGGUUUUGACAGUAAAUUAACACUAUUUCUACCUUCCGGCAAUAUCCUAAUAGGAUUUUUUAAAACAUAUAUGCAGCGGUUUUGACACUAUCUGUAUCUCCCGGCAAUCGGCUAUUUUGGGCAUAUCAUACCUCAAGUUACCAUAUGCAAUAGUCACAUUUCAAACUCAGUUCAUUCUAGUCUGACUGUCAGAAAACCGCUCUUUUCGCCACAUAUUUCGCCACACAAAAUGAUUUGCGUAAUUUAUCGAUGGAGUAUAAUUUAGACCUAAAACUUAACUUUAGUUGGAAGCUCAGAAGAAACAUUCACAAAGACAGGCUUUCGUACAUGGAAAAAAGCUUCUGGCGAAAGUGGAAAACUGGCUAAUCAUGCUAAAACGCAAAUGCAUAUUCUAUCAAUGGAGCGCAUGCAGAACUUUAAAAGUGAGAACCAACAUAUUGAUGUGCAACUUGUUGGCAUAGCUGAAGCUUCGAAGACAAGAAAAGAACAAGAACGAGAAGAAAAUCGACAGAUUGUCCAGACGAUUUUUGAUGUAGUCCGACAUUUGGCGAAGCAAAAUACCGCGUUCCGGCCGUGGGCACAACGAGACAAAUGA
Molecule: messenger RNA, 1199 nt
Organism: Paramuricea clavata
Lineage: Eukaryota; Metazoa; Cnidaria; Anthozoa; Malacalcyonacea; Plexauridae
Source: the annotation of a GenBank genome assembly